Penicillium oxalicum is the source of this 1050-nucleotide messenger RNA. RefSeq lists its product as uncharacterized. The transcript has 4 exons. The record is from RefSeq and is a predicted model, not a curated record. NCBI's taxonomy places the organism in Eukaryota, Fungi, Ascomycota, Eurotiomycetes, Eurotiales, Aspergillaceae. The coding region runs from base 1 to 1050 and encodes 349 amino acids.
AUGCCAGCGGAUGUGACGGCUGCUUACCUGGCAGAAGAUCGUAGGCAACCAGCCUUGAUCGGCAUCGUUGUCGUUACGACUCUUUCCUUUAUCGUGGUCAUGGUUCGACUUUAUGUUCGCAAGUUUCUCAUUCGGGAACUGGGAUGGGACGAUUUCUUCAUUCUGCUCGCGCAACUCACAAGCUGGGCAACAAUGGGUCUCUGCAUGAUGAUUCUCCGGUACGGCUCAGGGAAACAUCUCCAGGCACUUCUCAGUCAGCCAACAGAGCUUGUGAAGAUGUACAAAUGGCUCGUCACGACGCAGGUAGUCUACAUGUUCAACCUGUGGCUCUGUCGGGUUUCAGGCCUGGCCUUUUACGCUCGACUCAACCCCAUGCCGCAGUUCAUUUUGUAUCUUCGACUCUCGUUCGCCUUCAUUACCGCCGUGUAUAUUGCACAGACCCUGAUCAUUGCUCUGCAAUGCAUCCCACUCGCCGCUCUCUGGAACGAAGUCGACGGAAAAUGCAUGGGAUCCAAGGCGGUCUUUAUUUCCACGGGUGCGCUUACGAUUGCCUGCGACUCUCUGAUUCUCAUUUUGCCCGUGAAGAUUGUCAUGGGACUUCAGGCGAAGACGGCCCGAAAAUUGGCAUUGCUACUCGUUCUCUGCUUCGGUGUCUUUGCUGUGGUUGCAUCUGUCCUUCGAUUAAUUGCCAUGAUCGUCUCCGUGCAGCACCCCGAUGACGCCACCUGGUACUUCUCCCCUGUGAUUGCAUGGACAUGUGCUGAGAUCAGCGCUGCCAUCAUCGCCCUGUCCCUCCCCGCUCUCCGGGCAAUAUUUGGAUUCUUAAAGGAGAACCGGUCCAAAAAUGCCAGCUACUCGAACGGUUCCGAACCAGUCAGUCUCGAAUCGGUUUCCCGCAAGAAGAACCGGGUCUUCCAUGGUCAUAAUACGUACGAGCACAUGACGGAGAUUGAUGGCGACAGGAGCGCAAGCCAGGAGGCUCUUUGGGAUCAAGAAAAUCACCAAAAAAUUCGCGUCACCGAUACCGUGAGAGUGGAUGUGCGUGAAUAG